UCUUCUUCUUCAUUCCCUACUACAUUCUUGUUCAAAUCUCAUUUUCAUACAAUAUGGGUAUCAAUUAUCCAACAAUGGUGCUCUCGUUGAGAGGUUUGAACACAAUCAAGUGAGAAAACCUCACCGCUUAACAAAAAAUCCACUGAACCACACAAAAAAUCCAUCCAAAAACAAUCGGGAAUUUCAAAAAAAAAUGGAACUAUCCAGAUCUGGAGCAGCUCUGGUCAGAUCGGAACUAACUGGUCAACGGAGCAGCAAGCGAGCAAUCAGGUCUGGCCCAGUCCGACGCGCGACGUGCAUUCCAAUCUUUCUCCAGCGUGACACCACUUCCUGAAAUCCGUAGGAGCUCGCGACGGACGGGUUAGUCCGGACCAACGAUGGAUUCCAACUCGAGGCCAAAGUUAUACUGGAGCUUCAUCAAGCUCAUAUGUAGUGGUGACGAAGGCGUCCUGUAUUCGAGUAAAGAAAAGAAUCCAGUCAGGAAUGUUCUAAACAAAAAAUCCAAAAUCAGGAGAGGAAAUGAUGAAAUUUGGAAGUUCAUGGUCGAGAUUCAGCAGCUCUAGGACGUCAUCUUUAUCACCUUCGCAACUGGGAGCCAGAGAACCCCGACGCUCCAAGAUCUCAGCCGCUGAGUCAGAGGUCCUUCGUGGGUGGGUGAUUUUGGCUGGGGCUCGCCGCCUCUGUCCCGCUGCCUACUGCCUCACUCCACCAUGAUGUCACGGUUUCCAUCUCUCCGGUUAUUAAGCUCAACCUCGAAAAUCCGCCAUGCUGUCUAAGCUCAGACGCCCUCAAAACUCAGGGAAGGACAGACUGCCCUCUAACUCAUCGCCACCACAGACGUCUCUUACGCUCCUGCGCACUGCCCAUCUUCCAGGAGCUCCGGUCAGCCGUCACCUGUCGCCGCCCUCUAGUCGAGGAUGACUGAACCUACUGCCACCGUCCUCCAUGGUCGCUGCAACGUCUCCUGGAGAGCGCGGGCGCCGUUGAUGAAGUAGGCAACAAUAGCCGGAAGGCUACUCGCGUAGGGGCUUGGUUGCAGGCGGGAUCUACUUGGCGCAGUAGAUAAGUCUGGAGCCACGUGGACGGAUCUGCUCCAGAGAAUCCAAAGUUGUGGUCUAUUAUUAGGAGGACAAAGUUGGUGAAAAUAGAUGGUGGGCUUCCCCAUUAAAUCAAAAAUCGAGUCUCUAUGCAGCCCCACCGUGAUAGUGAUACAAAAAAUGCCUCAAUGGCUUCGGUGGCCGAAAGAGGUUGGCUAGCUGGACUGGUGUGUGGGUUCCAUUUGACUCAGUCAACUGUCAAAAGUGCUGCCCUAACCCAUGAUAGUCAACAACACGGUAGUAGGCCAGGGAAGAUUGGGCCUAAGUAAGAAACGAUGGCCAGAAUACCUUGGGACCAAACAAGUUACCGGACGGGAUACAAUUUCACGGGAAUAUUUCAGCCCAAUCAGUCCAUUAUUUCAUCCCACUUCAAAAAGAUAAGUACUCUUUAAUUCUCAUAUUAUUUAUAUUUAUUUUAAUCAAUAUUUUUGUUGUCGGUUAAAAGUCAUAAUAUCACGCAAUUAUGAUCAAAUGCCUAGUAGAGUGUGACUUGAGACCCAUCACUAAGAUUCAAAGCCUUGACUCCUCAGGCACAAAGCCCUGACUCCUCAGGCACGAAGACCGGUCUUAGUCAUUCCAAGAGUGGCGACCGUUGCGUACGAAUGACUCACACCUCCACUCUACUAAGUAUUUUAUCAUUACAUCAACAAUUCACAUUUCCACUUUUUUCAAGUGACGAACUCUCGAUCGGAAAACCCCAAGAAAAAAUUUAUAUGCAUGUUAAAUGUGUAGGUACGAAGAUGACUUUACUCAUUUUCACCUCGACUCUACUCGCCUCAAAGAGUGGGGGGUCGGGGGACUGAGAGGUCAGAGUUUCUAAAUGAGCAGAAAAUAUCACGCAUGAGCAGGAACGAAAGCUGAGUCGGAUGAAGAGGAGCUAAGCUAGACAAAAUCGAUUAUGCCAGAGGCACUUACCUUCCUUGUUUCAUGUUGGGGGCGCUAGGUGUACUCUUUUUCCCUUUAUUAGGAUUUUUUCCCACAGGGUUUUUUCCUAGUAAAGGUUUUUAACGAGGCACCUCCCCAUCAUGGACAAGGGUGGUUGUCCCCGGCCGGAGAGGAAGAAAUCAAAGAUAGGGAACGUUGCAGAUACAGUUUGGACUACUCCCUUUCGCCUCGAGUACUCUCGACUCAGGGAGUGGGGGACUCCUGAUGGAAUAUAUGGACUCUGACCCCCCGGUCUGCCGACUACUGGGCCUGGACAGCAGCCCACACACGUUUAGCGGAUAUCAUUCAUAUUAUUGUACAUUAUUAUUAUUAUUAUUCAGAUGUUCUAGAUUAGUUUUUUGUACUAUCAAUCCAUUUAUGUAACCGGGUCUGUCAGGCCCAUAUUAGAGGUCCAGACCCGGAUUUUCCUUAUAUAUACUCCUUUAGGAGGCUACAUAACUCAUACAACCAAUAUUCAUUCUAUACACAUUUAUCUUCUUCUUCUC
Messenger RNA from Cuscuta europaea, 2527 nucleotides. Lineage: Eukaryota; Viridiplantae; Streptophyta; Magnoliopsida; Solanales; Convolvulaceae. The record is from the annotation of a GenBank genome assembly.